AUGGCUCAAGUACAAGAACUCGUUGAAAAAAUUAUUGAAAGCAACAAGGUUGUUGUCUUCUCCAAGUCUUAUUGUCCUUACUGUGUCAAGGCAAAGGCUGUUUUGAAGGAAUUCGGUGUCGAGUUCUUUGUUAUGGAACUCGACAAGGAGAGCAACGGUUCUGCUGUCCAACAAUACCUUGCUGAAAAGACUGGUCAACGUACUGUUCCCAACAUUUUCAUCAACCAACAACACAUUGGUGGCUGUGACGAUUUGCUCGCUGCUAAGGCUAACGGUUCUCUCAAGAAGCUCUUGCUUUAA
This is a messenger RNA of Mucor mucedo, 300 nucleotides long. RefSeq names its product glutaredoxin-1. The coding region runs from base 1 to 300 and encodes 99 amino acids. The transcript has 2 exons. The record is from RefSeq and is a predicted model, not a curated record. Gene Ontology annotation, molecular function: glutathione disulfide oxidoreductase activity. NCBI's taxonomy places the organism in Eukaryota, Fungi, Mucoromycota, Mucoromycetes, Mucorales, Mucoraceae. Gene Ontology annotation, cellular component: cytoplasm. Gene Ontology annotation, biological process: cellular response to oxidative stress.